This is a messenger RNA of Camelina sativa (false flax), 1603 nucleotides long. RefSeq lists its product as uncharacterized. NCBI's taxonomy places the organism in Eukaryota, Viridiplantae, Streptophyta, Magnoliopsida, Brassicales, Brassicaceae. The record is from RefSeq and is a predicted model, not a curated record.
AAUGGGCUGUACUUACUCGACUUUAUGAAGGGGUGAGAUGUAAAAACGCUAGAGCCACUUAAGCGUUUUUCACCUUAUUAACCUAAGAUAACUAAACAGCUCAAGCGGUGUAUCGGGGAGGUGAUCAAGCGGUUGUUUCUCGCGGAUUCUGCUUCGAUCGACUAGUCAGUUCAAGCCACACACCAGCGAAUUCCACUUGGUCCGUCUCAUGUAUUCCCACAAAGGACCGAGUCAAAGGAUGACCGGCAGUUACUCGUGGUCUCUGCCGGUAGAUCCACAGUUUACUGAGAAUACUCGUCAGAACUACGAACGGUUCAUGGCGGAACGGCAACAGCAUUUUUAUAGCAGUACCCCGAGCUACUCCGUACCCGACCUACCAAGGUUUACGCAAAAUCCACGCAAUGAACACACCCGUAACGGUAGUGAACCACCAGCUGAGAAUCCGGAAGAAGAUGUAGCUAUUCUUGCCGAUGUAAAUGAUUUGCUAUGUGCUCCAGGACGCACAAACAUCCCAGUCCUAUGUCCAGACCGUGAAGGAAUAACUACAUGGUUUAGACAUGACUCCACUGUUAAGAUUACAAAGCAGAUCCUUAAGAUGCUGAAAUCAGAUCUCCCUAAGGCUUAUCCAACUUAUAGGUCGCUCCCACCAGAAAUUAAAAACCGAUGGUUCAGAGCUUUUGCGCAAGAGUUCAACUGGGAUCCAAGCAUUACAGAGUAUGUUCGCACAAACUACGAUGAGCAAGCAAAAACAUCUUUUAAAGCUAAUGUCCGUGACUGGAAGAUAAAAUGGAUAGAGAAAGGAGCUGACAACUUACCUGAUUGGAUGAAGGCGAAGAAUAAUCUAUUUGAUGGUUACAUCAAGAUGUGGACAGAUGAAAAAACAAAAGAGAUGGCAGCCCAAAACUCUAUCAAUCGGGGAAGUAAACGAGGUGGAUUAGGGGUGGCUAAACACAACAACGGUGCAAAAACUUAUGAACGCCGUUGGGAUGAGAUGACAAUUGAAUUACGAACGAAGCCUAAUAUGCUUUAUUUCAUGGAACAAACACACUUAGACAAGAAGACCCGAACCAUUAGUGAUAUGAAGACCAAACAGUUUCUGGAUAAGGCUUCUAGUCAAGUGGAGCUCAUCCAAUCCCAACGACAAAGUGAUGAUGAUCCUUCGGCUCAGCUAGACCCUCUUACAACAGAAGAGAUUAACUCUGUUAUGCGUAAAGUUGUUCCAAAGGUUAGAGGUAAAUUUUAUGGCUUUGGUAACCUUUUUGAUGAUGGAUGCCCAUCUUCUUCUUCAGAUCCACGACAAAUUCCUAAACUACAAGAAGAGAUUCAAACAUUGAAGGCUCGUGAACAAGAGAAGGACGCUCAUAUCAAGUUUCUUAUGGAAUGCAACAAGCUCCUCCUAGGCCGGUUUCCUGAUCUACGUCCACCUGAGUACCCGGAGACACCAGCAACGGUGGAAGACGAAGACGAGACACAACCUUGAUCAGUUUCAUAAUCCUAUAAAAGUACGUUUUUUUCCUUUUUUUUUUUGGUCAACACAUGUAAAAGUACGUUUAUUGUAUAUGGAUUGUUUUUUUGAGUAAUGAAGUAUGUUCUGGGCAUUGCA